Molecule: messenger RNA, 2106 nt
Organism: Podospora pseudocomata
Lineage: Eukaryota; Fungi; Ascomycota; Sordariomycetes; Sordariales; Podosporaceae
Exons: 2
Coding region: 46-2106 (686 amino acids)
Source: RefSeq, a predicted model, not a curated record
GGGACUUCUGCUUUUGAACCGGAUUUCAACUUUGAUUUGGAACCAAUGUCGUCCACUCAAGAAAAGGCUUCGAAAAAUGACCGACCUGACCAUGAAUUUUGGAAUGCCUUCAUCCACAGCACUCUGCUUCCAUGGCGUCACAGGGACUACGUUCGGGCUGCCUACAUGACCAUUCUUCUCCACGAAAAUAGAGAUCGCGGUCUCCUCGAGAUAGCCAGCGACUUCGCCGCCAACAUGCUUUCGUUGAAGCAGCGGGCGUCCCGGUUGAACCAUCAGCCUGAGUCACGAACAGAAACUGUUUUUUGGCUCUAUCAAAUCAAAUCGGCUAUUGAGGCUGCGCAAGGAUCUUCAACUGAUGACAAGCACUUCACACCGCCCUCGUUCGACAUGGUACUCGCUAAACGCCCGGAACUCCUUGACCGCAAGCUGAUCGACCAGUACUACAGCGUGUAUCUUCAGAACAUGUGCUAUACUCAUCGGUAUUAUGUUUUACCCAAUCUCAAGCCUCUUGAGCCACCCAGAAAAGCUCCAAGGUCUUUCUUUGGGUUCGGCAACAACUCUGCGCCGGAACCUUUUGAGCAUGAGCGCUAUCUCAACAUGGCCUUUGCCAUUGUCCAGCGGUAUCUGCGCGAGGGUGAAACCCGACGAAGAAGCUGGUUCAUCGAGCGAGGGUUUGAUGCCCUGCGUCAACAGUUCAUGCGUAUGAGGGCGCCAGUGGACGCUCGCACUGGGGUCUUUGCUGAAAAGCCAUCUUCGGGUUUGGAACCAUUUUCAGAAACAAAAGCCUACUUUUAUGUCCAGCUUGUUCACAUUGCCCUCACCAAGCUCACCACUGGUGGUCACCAUGACAUGGUUCAAAGAAUGCGGUAUCAAACGUUCAAACGAAUCUUCGGCAUCGAACCCAACAUCUGGAAGAAACACUACAGCGCGAAACGAUGGACGAGUUUCAAAGCCCUCGGGGGUUUCCAGCCACCUGAUCUCAAGCCCCUCCCGGAUACCAUUGACGCUUCGUACAACAAGGGCAGCAGCAUUUUCCUUACCGCUUUAGAAGGUUCUGGUGGCCCUUCCGAUACCAAGGAAUCCGUCAAACCCAAAUCCUGGGACGACUUGUUUCUCAAAGAAGGCCUCGAACCCGAACUCCCCCUCGAAGAGGUCAUCGCCUUCCACCGCUCCAUCCUCCUCGAAGACGCUAAAUCCAUCGACCCCACCGCCCCCCUAUCCCCCUCCCACCUCCCCACCCCCGCCCACUUGCUCAAAUACAUCUACACCACCGUCCUCACCGCCAGCUCCAUGGCCACCCUCCCCACCCGCGCAACCCACUGCCUCUCCAUCCUCCUCCAGCACGCCCCGCUUCCCAAAACCCACCUAAUCUUCUACCUAAACUACCUCCUCAACUUCUGCACCCCAGGCAUAGAAAUAGCCUACCCAGGCCUCUUCCCCUCGAACAAGACCCCCUCCUGGCAGGAAAAAAUCCAGUUCCGUCCCAUCACCACCACAACCACCACCAAUCCAGAAACGAACAAAACAGAAACAAGACACACCCGGUAUCACAACUGCCCUUGUCACAACGGCACGCCGCUUCCUUAUUAUAUUGGUCCAUCGGCGUGUGAAUACCCCAUUAACUUCCCCUAUGAGCACCCACCUCAGUUAUACCACGGUUGUUCCUGCCAUAAGGAAGAAAUGAUUGAUCAGGAUGAGCUGGCGGAGAUUGUGGCGGGGAUGUAUGCCGAGAGAGAGGCGAGUGAGGUUUGGAAGGGGGGGCAGAGGGAUAGACACACGGGGUUUGACAAGAAAAUGGUGAGAGAUCGGGAGGAGAUGUUUGUUGAGUGGGUUAGGCGGUGGCCUGAGUUGGUGUUUGUGGAGUUUUCACCUGGGGGGGAGAAGAGGGGGUUGGUGGAGAUUUGGGAGGGGAGGGAAAGGGAGAUUAUUAUGUUGAUGAGGGAGGAGGAUGGAGGGGUGGGGGUUAUGGGGGUGGUGCCAGUUGCGGAUGGGGAGGGGGAAGAAGAGGGGGAGGGGGAUGAAAAGACUUUGGCUGGGGAUCGGGAGGUGAGGAGUGGAGACGAGGAGGAUUGGGAGCUGUUGAGUCAGGCUGGGACGCUGUGUUAG